Molecule: messenger RNA, 4559 nt
Organism: Ictidomys tridecemlineatus (thirteen-lined ground squirrel)
Lineage: Eukaryota; Metazoa; Chordata; Mammalia; Rodentia; Sciuridae
Gene: Washc5
Product: WASH complex subunit 5
Biological process (GO): actin filament polymerization; endosome fission; endosome organization
Cellular component (GO): WASH complex; endosome
Source: RefSeq, a predicted model, not a curated record
UGAGAACAACCUCUGUGGCCAAGCAAUCCUGAGGAUCGUUUCCUGUGGCAAUGCCAUUAUCGCUGAGCUGCUGAGGCUGUCCGAGUUUAUUCCUGCUGUGUUCAGGUUAAAAGACCGAGCUGACCAACAGAAAUAUGGAGAUAUUAUAUUCGAUUUCAGCUAUUUUAAGAUAUCUAGAUGAUCUCAAUGAAGGUGUUUAUAUUCAGCAAACCUUAGAAACUGUGCUUCUCAAUGAAGAUGGAAAACAACUUCUAUGUGAAGCCCUGUACUUAUAUGGAGUUAUGCUGCUGGUCAUCGACCAAAAGAUUGAAGGAGAAGUCAGAGAGAGAAUGCUAGUUUCUUACUAUCGAUACAGUGCGGCCCGAUCUUCUGCUGAUUCAAAUAUGGAUGAUAUUUGUAAGCUGCUGCGAAGUACAGGUUAUUCCAGCCAACCAGGAGCCAAAAGGCCACCCAGCUAUCCUGAGAGCUAUUUCCAGAGAGUGCCUAUCAAUGAAGCCUUCAUCAGCAUGGUCAUUGGCCGGCUGAGAUCAGACGAUAUUUACAAUCAGGUCUCAGCAUAUCCCUUGCCAGAACAUCGCAGCACUGCACUGGCAAAUCAAGCCGCCAUGCUGUAUGUGAUUCUCUACUUUGACCCUUCCAUUCUUCACACCCAUCAAGCAAAAAUGAGAGAGAUCGUGGAUAAAUACUUUCCAGAUAAUUGGGUAAUUAGUAUUUACAUGGGAAUCACAGUUAACCUAGGAGAUGCUUGGGAACCUUACAAAGCUGCAAAAACAGCUUUAAACAAUACCCUGGACCUUUCAAACGUCAAAGAACAGGCAAGUAGAUAUGCUACUGUCAGUGAAAGAGUACAUGCUCAAGUACAGCAGUUUCUGAAAGAAGGUUAUUUAAGAGAAGAGAUGGUUCUGGACAAUAUCCCAAGGCUUCUAAACUGUCUGAGAGACUGCAAUGUUGCCAUCCGAUGGUUGAUGCUGCAUACAGCAGACUCAGCCUGUGACCCAAACAACAAACGCCUUCGUCAAAUCAAGGACCAGAUUCUAACAGACUCUAGGUACAAUCCCAAGAUCCUCUUCCAGUUGCUAUUGGAUACUGCACAAUUUGAGUUUAUACUCAAAGAGAUGUUCAAGCAAAUGCUUUCGGAAAAACAAGCCAAAUGGGAGUACUAUAAGAAAGAGGGCUCAGAGCGGAUGACCGAACUUGCUGAUGUCUUCUCAGGAGUGAAACCCUUAACCAGAGUGGAGAAAAAUGAAAAUCUUCAAGCUUGGUUCAGAGAAAUCUCAAAACAAAUAUUGUCUUUAAAUUAUGAUGAUUCCACUGCUGCAGGCAGAAAAACUGUGCAGCUAAUACAAGCUUUGGAGGAGGUUCAGGAAUUUCAUCAGUUGGAAUCAAAUUUGCAAGUGUGUCAGUUCCUCGCUGAUACUCGAAAGUUCCUCCAUCAAAUGAUCAGGACCAUUAACAUUAAAGAGGAGGUCCUGAUCACAAUGCAGAUCGUCGGGGACCUUUCUUUUGCUUGGCAGUUAAUUGACAGUUUCACAUCCAUCAUGCAAGAAAGCAUAAGAGUAAACCCGUCCAUGGUCACUAAACUCAGAGCCACAUUCCUGAAGCUUGCCUCUGCCCUUGACCUGCCUCUUCUUCGUAUCAAUCAAGCAAAUAGCCCUGACCUUCUCAGUGUGUCUCAGUAUUAUUCUGGUGAAUUGGUGUCCUAUGUGAGAAAGGUUUUGCAAAUCAUCCCAGAAAGCAUGUUUACAUCUCUUCUAAAGAUCAUAAAGCUUCAGACCCACGAUAUCAUCGAGGUGCCUACCCGUCUGGACAAAGACAAGCUGCGGGACUAUGCUCAGCUCAGCCCACGAUACGAGGUUGCCAAGCUCACCCAUGCUAUUUCCAUUUUUACCGAAGGUAUCUUAAUGAUGAAAACAACUUUAGUUGGCAUCAUCAAGGUGGAUCCGAAGCAGUUGCUGGAAGACGGAAUAAGGAAGGAGCUGGUUAAACGGGUUGCUUUCGCCCUUCACAGAGGACUGAUAUUCAACCCUCGAGCCAAGCCAAGUGAACUGAUGCCCAAGCUGAAAGAGUUGGGAGCCACCAUGGAUGGAUUCCAUCGUUCUUUUGAAUACAUACAGGACUAUGUCAACAUUUAUGGUCUGAAGAUUUGGCAGGAAGAAGUCUCUCGUAUUAUAAAUUACAAUGUGGAACAAGAGUGUAAUAACUUCCUAAGAACAAAGAUUCAGGACUGGCAGAGCAUGUACCAGUCCACUCACAUUCCCAUACCCAAGCUCCCCCCUGUGGACGAGUCCGUCACAUUUAUUGGUCGACUCUGCAGAGAAAUCUUGCGGAUCACAGACCCAAAGAUGACAUGUCACAUAGACCAGCUGAACACCUGGUAUGAUAUGAAGACUCAUCAAGAAGUGACCAGCAGCCGCCUCUUCUCAGAAAUUCAGACCACCUUGGGGACCUUUGGUCUGAAUGGGUUAGACAGGCUUCUGUGCUUCAUGAUCGUGAAGGAGCUGCAGAAUUUCCUCAGUAUGUUUCAGAAAAUUAUCCUGAGAGAUAGAACCGUUCAGGAUACUUUAAAAACCCUCAUGAACGCCGUCAGCCCCUUAAAGAGCAUUGUAGCAAAUUCAAAUAAAAUUUAUCUUUCUGCCAUUGCCAAAACGCAGAAGAUUUGGACUGUUUACCUCGAGGCUAUAAUGAAGGUUGGACAGAUGCAGAUUCUGAGACAGCAGAUUGCCAAUGAAUUAAAUUAUUCCUGUCGGUUUGACUCCAAACAUCUGGCAGCUGCUCUGGAGAAUCUCAACAAGGCUCUCCUGGCAGAUAUUGAAGCCCAUUAUCAGGAUCCUUCACUUCCUUACCCCAAAGAAGAUAAUACACUUUUAUAUGAAAUCACAGCCUACCUGGAGGCAGCUGGCAUCCACAACCCGCUGAAUAAGAUUUAUAUAACAACAAAACGCUUGCCCUAUUUCCCAAUUGUCAACUUUCUAUUUCUGAUUGCUCAGUUGCCAAAACUUCAGUACAACAAAAAUCUAGGAAUGGUCUGCCGAAAACCUGCCGACCCUGUUGACUGGCCGCCGCUCGUCCUGGGACUGCUCACUCUGCUGAAGCAGUUUCAUUCCCGGUACACCGAGCAGUUCCUGGCGCUCAUCGGCCAGUUUAUCCGCUCCACAGUGGAGCAGUGCACAAGCCAGAAGAUACCUGAAAUGCCUGCAGAUGUUGUGGGUGCCCUUCUGUUCCUGGAGGACUAUGUUCGGUACACAAAGCUCCCCAGGAGGGUUGCUGAAGCACACGUGCCUAACUUCAUUUUUGAUGAGUUCAGAACAGUCCUGUAAAUUUUUUGUUCUUUUACUUCUUAUGAAACGGUUGUCCUUAAAUCUCCCUACCUUUGCUAAAAUGAACUUGGGAAUGCAAAGAAACUCAACAGCUCGUAUAACUGCAAUUUUUUCCCUCCAUUGUGGGAAACAUCAGACAUUCUGAGGAAGAUGUAUCUCACUACUAGUUAAAAUGAUUAAUAUUGUUUAAAUCAUGGUAUUAUAUGCAAUUUAUAUCAUGUAGAAGCAGAACAAAUUUUGUACUGCCUCUUAUAAAUGCUUAAUGUAAUUGUUAUGUAUAAAUCCAUUUAGUUUUAUGUUCUAAAGAACUAUUUGUGCAACUCUGGAUUUUCAGUAAAAUAGAAUUCCCUUCGUGAGGGAAUCUCACGAAGCCAGUUGUCCUUCUGCUUAUGAUCUAAAACCUGCUUGUUCAACCCUUGAAAAAAAAAAAAAAAAAACUUCCUGGAAAGUAAAGAUGGCUGUGGGUAGGGAUGGUCCCCACCCACCAGAGGCUUGUAGACAUGUGGCCUCAGCAAGACGUGUCACGUGUAGUGACUGCUCAAUACAUGUCCCAGAUACUGUGGCAAUUUCUGGUGUCUGAAGUUCACCAUCCUCUGCCAGUCUGGUACCUCACGGUCCUAGCACCUCUUCUGGGGGAUUCCUUAACUUCAGGAGCUCCUUCCUACCUCUUCCUUCCCCGCCAGAGUCCCCACAGAUCUUGUCACUAUUCAUAAACUGUUUUACAUUUUUUAAAAAAUGAUUUUGUAAAAGCAUAACCAUGACUUCUAACAACCUCAAAAUCCGUAUUCACUUCUACAUGAAAACCACUCUGAGAAGGGAGCUGCCAUUCUGCUGUGGCAACUUGGGACCUCAGCAACUUGGAUGAGAGCAAGCAAAAUGCUUUGCUCUGAACCUGAAGCCAGCCAUGUUCUCUGGAGAAGAGAAGAACAAGCAAAGACAAAAGGUCACGUUUGGCUCUUAAAGGUCCCCCCAAAGGCUCAUGUGCUGAAGGCUUGGUCACCAGCCUAUGACACUGUUGGGAGGUAGAUCCUUCAGGAAGUGGGGCCUAGUGAAAGGAAAUUAGGUUGAAGGGGGUCCCUUGAAGAGGAUAGGGGACCCUGGCUUAUCCUUUCUCCUGCUUCCCAACUGCCACAUGAGGUAAAGUGACUUCCUCCAUCUGGUCACGCACUCUCACCACAAUGUACAGGCCUGUGGAGUGAAACCUUUAAAACCAUGAGCCAAAAUAAAUCUUUCCUCCUUUUA